Molecule: messenger RNA, 2279 nt
Organism: Thrips palmi
Lineage: Eukaryota; Metazoa; Arthropoda; Insecta; Thysanoptera; Thripidae
Gene: abs
Product: ATP-dependent RNA helicase abstrakt
Exons: 15
Coding region: 154-2019 (621 amino acids)
Biological process (GO): mRNA splicing, via spliceosome
Cellular component (GO): spliceosomal complex
Molecular function (GO): ATP binding; RNA binding; zinc ion binding
Source: RefSeq, a predicted model, not a curated record
AAUCCACUGGCGGCGGCAUAGGCUAGAGUCUAGUUUUAGCACAGUCUACUGAGUCUACUCUACUCGUGUGUACUCGUGAACUCGUAAACAAGAAAAGUCAACUGCUAUGUGUGCCGUUAUUACUCAGAGAACGUAACUAAUAUUUCAGCCAAGAUGAGCAGUAGUUCUACUUCCAAGGAAGGACCAUCUACCAAGCGGUACCGAAGGGAAGAGGACGACAACAGCUCAGAUUCAGAUGACAACUACGUGCCGUACGUCCCAGUAAAAGAAAGGAAAAAGCAGCAGCUGUUAAAAUUGGGAAGACUUGGGCAGCUGAAAGAUGAGGGCAAAGCAAAAUCUUCGAGUGAAAAUGAAAAUGAAAAUGACGAAGAAGAUGGUCAAGUUUGGGGCAGGAAAUCAAAUAUAAGUUUACUUGACCAACACACAGAGCUUAAAAAACUUGCUGAAGCCAAGAAAGAAAGUGCUAUGGAAAGGCAACUGAAAGAAGAAGAGCGUAUUUUGGAGAGUGUUGCUGAAAGCAAAGCUCUCAUGGGUGUUGCUGAGCUCGCCAAAGGUAUCCAGUAUGAAGAUCCGAUUAAGACUAGCUGGCGUCCUCCUCGUCCUUUCCUUCGCAUGUCAGAAAGGCGCCAUGAACGAGUGCGCAAGAAGUUGCACAUUCUUGUGGAAGGUGAUGGGGUACCUCCGCCCUUGAAGCAUUUUGAAGAAAUGAAACUUCAUCGUGGUAUCUUUCAAGGACUAUCUGGCAAAGGGAUCACCCGGCCCACUCCUAUUCAAGUUCAAGGAAUCCCAACAGUGUUAUCUGGCAGAGACAUGAUAGGUAUUGCCUUUACUGGCAGUGGUAAAACACUGGUCUUUGUGCUGCCCCUAUUGAUGUUUACAAUUGAACAAGAAACUAAAAUGCCAUUUAUUCGUCUUGAAGGGCCAUACGGACUUAUUAUUUGCCCUUCAAGAGAAUUGGCAAAGCAGACACACGACAUCAUCAUGUACUACGCCAAGCACAUGCAGCAGUGCGGUGCUCCUGAAAUACGUUGCUGUCUAGCCAUAGGUGGUGUUCCCGUUUCAGAGUCCCUGGAUGUUAUUAACAGAGGAGUACACAUUAUGGUUGCCACACCUGGAAGACUCAUGGAUAUGCUAGAUAAGAAAAUGGUCCGCUUGGAUGUGUGCAGGUAUCUUUGCAUGGAUGAAGCUGACAGAAUGAUUGACAUGGGGUUUGAAGAGGAUGUCAGAACUAUCUUUUCUUUCUUUAAGGGCCAACGACAAACACUUUUGUUUUCUGCCACAAUGCCAAAGAAAAUUCAGAAUUUUGCUCGUUCAGCACUUGUGAAGCCAGUUACAAUCAAUGUUGGCAGAGCUGGUGCAGCCUCUCUGAAUGUAGUACAGGAAGUCGAGUAUGUCAAACAAGAAGCCAAGGUCGUUUAUCUUCUUGAAUGUCUUCAGAAGACCCCUCCCCCGGUGCUAGUGUUUGCUGAGAAAAAGCAAGAUGUGGAUGCUAUUCAUGAGUAUCUGUUACUCAAAGGUGUUGAAGCUGUAGCUAUUCAUGGAGGAAAAGAUCAGGAAGAACGGUCCAGAUCAGUUGAGGCUUUCCGCAAAGGUGAAAAAGAUGUACUUGUUGCUACUGAUGUAGCUUCCAAAGGUCUUGAUUUUAAUGAGAUCCAACAUGUCAUUAAUUAUGACAUGCCCGAUGAUGUUGAGAAUUAUGUUCAUCGUAUCGGAAGAACUGGUCGAUCAGGAAAAACUGGUAUUGCUACAACCUUCAUCAACAAAGCAAAUGAUGAGUCAGUGCUGCUCGAUCUCAAACAUCUUCUUCUCGAGGCAAAGCAGAAAGUACCCCCAUUCCUGGCUGCAUUGCAGUCCGACAAUGAGAAAUAUCUGGACCUUGGAGAUGAAAGAGGUUGCAGUUACUGUGGAGGUUUGGGUCACAGAAUCACAGACUGUCCGAAAUUGGAAGCUAUUCAAAGCAAGCAAGCUUCAAACAUUGGACGCCGAGAUUAUUUGGCUAGUAAUGCGGCUGACUGGUAAAACUUUGUGCAAUCGCCAAAUUAAAAAGGAAGUUUUCUAAUGGGGCUGCAAAACCCCGUUUCCUGAGUUCCUCAACAGACACCAUUGCUCUUCCAUCAGCAUCAGUAACGCUUGAAAGUGACCUGCAAAUCAAAUUGUCAAAUUAGAACAUUCGUCCUAUAGAAUAUAUGUGCAUCAAGCAUUUUUUUUUUUUAGUUUUAAUUUCUCUUGUGACUUUUCUUAAAAUUUUAAUGAUUAAAUGUACUUUGAUGCUCCAUUGA